Molecule: messenger RNA, 2093 nt
Organism: Linum trigynum
Lineage: Eukaryota; Viridiplantae; Streptophyta; Magnoliopsida; Malpighiales; Linaceae
Source: the annotation of a GenBank genome assembly
ACCCCCAUAUCCUCCUCCUCUGCCCUAACAAGGCCAAAACCAAAUCUUUGUUCUCUUUGCCCGUUUCCCCCUAUAGCUUCAAAAACCCAUCUCUCUCUUGUUCUUUAGCAUGAUCUGAGAGAGACUGCUUCAUCAUUACUUUCUUGUCCUAAAGAUUUGUAGCAGCAAUAUAAUCAAUCAAAUGGCAUCUCCUUCUGAACUAAGCUUGGACAAUUGCAAGCCCCACACCCACUCUUUGCUUUUGAAAUGCUUCUCCGACCAAAUCAUUACUCCUUCUAGUACUCAUCAUCAGGAUCAUCAGCAGCAGCCGCAAAAGCAGCAGCUGGAAGAGUUCCUGUCCCGGCUCGAGGCAGAGAGGCUAAAGAUCGACGCUUUCAAGAGGGAGCUCCCUCUCUGCAUGCAACUCCUCACCAAUGCUAUGGAGAGCUCGAGGCAGCAGCUGCAAGAAUACAGAGGAACCCAACAACAUCACCAGACAACAACAGUUGUGCUCGAAGAAUUCAUACCCUUAAAGAACUCAGCUUUACCUCCAUCCGAAUCGGCUUCCGUGGAGAUUAACACGGAGAACAAGGCGAAUUGGAUGACGACAGCUCAGCUAUGGAGCCAGGAGACCAAGCCUCAACUACCUUCAGCUUUGUCACCUCUGCCUCCACCAAAAGAUCAAACAAUGAUGGGAUUCAACGUUAGCCCCAAAUUUGAACUGGAAGAAGCAACAAAGCAGAGGGAUUGUGGUGGAGGAGAAAGAGGAGGAGGAGGAGGAGGAGGAGCUUUUCUGCCCUUCUCAAAGGAAAGGCUACACUCGCCCUGUCCUGCUCCAACUCUGGCUCUGACUGCAGCAAUUGGCUCCUCAGCAGAGAUUAACCAUACCCAUCAGGGAAAGAGUGAUACUUAUAAUGACAACGUUAAUCACCAUGGGUUUUCUUGUACGAACAAAAGAGGCGGUGGGAAUCGGUCAUCUUCAGACGGGCCAGUGGAGAGCAAUGGUAAUGGUGGGAACAACAAUGGCGGCAGCCAGGGGCAGAGGAAGGCCAGGAGGUGUUGGUCGCCGGAUUUGCACCGGAGAUUCGUGAAUGCGCUUCAAAUGCUUGGUGGGUCUCAAGUGGCCACUCCAAAGCAAAUCAGGGAACUGAUGAAGGUUGACGGUUUGACCAAUGAUGAAGUUAAAAGCCAUCUCCAGAAAUAUAGGUUGCACACAAGGCGACCGAGUCCAAGCCCACAGGCGCCAGGUGGGCCUGGGCCCCAGCUCGUGGUCCUGGGCGGGAUAUGGGUCCCGCCGGAGUACGCCGCCGCCGCGCACGGCGGAUACAGCGCCACCGCCCACGGGCCUCCGUCGCACUUCUGCGCCGCCCCGAACUCCGUCCCACAAGACUACUACGUUGCCGCCGGCGGAAUGCCGAUCCAUGCUGCUAUUCACCCUCCGCCGCAGCACCACCACGCCGCCGCGGCGGCGCUUCAGCACCACCACCAGGUCCACGUGUACAAGACGACGUCGUCCCAGGCAAAUAGCUCCGGGCCGGAGUCGGACGACAGAGCGGCCGGGAGAGAGAGGUCAGAGAGCAUCGAGGAUGGCAAGUCGGAUAGCAGCAGCUGGAAGGCUGGGGAGAGCGGCGACAAUGCGGCGGUGGCCGCCGCCGGGAGAGGAUUGGCUGCGUUGAGGGAGAAUGGGGAGGAAUGCAAUCGGAGUGAAAUCACUCUCAAAUUUUAACCCAAAAACAUCAUUAAAUAAUUAAUUUUCCCUUUUUUUUUCUUUCCUUUUAGGGUUUAGGGUUUUCAGUUAGAUGAAAUUCGAGGUUCGUUUGUGAUCAACUCAUCUUCGCCUAACUUCUCAUUUCGAUGCCCAAAUAUUACUAUUGUUCCACAUUCGGUCACCCAUUAAUAUUUUUAGUAUGAAUCGAUCCUCUUCAUCUUGUUCUCUCUUGCAUUGCGGUGUAGUGUAACUAUGUAAUGUAAGCUUUCGUCAAAGUAGUUUGAUUCCAUUGGCUUAGAAAUGUCCUGGCACGUUAACGCUGAUGGAUCGUGAUACGAUCAACCAUCGAUUCGUUACGAUAGUAGUUUGAUUCCAUAAAAAAGGAGAAGAAAAGUGGGGGCUUGUU